Pongo pygmaeus (Bornean orangutan) is the source of this 7495-nucleotide messenger RNA. It is a transcript of the gene WNT5A, whose product is annotated as Wnt family member 5A. Lineage: Eukaryota; Metazoa; Chordata; Mammalia; Primates; Hominidae. Gene Ontology annotation, molecular function: frizzled binding; cytokine activity. Gene Ontology annotation, biological process: canonical Wnt signaling pathway; cell fate commitment; multicellular organism development. The record is from RefSeq and is a predicted model, not a curated record. The transcript is spliced from 5 exons. Bases 2042 to 3139 code for a protein of 365 amino acids. Gene Ontology annotation, cellular component: extracellular region.
GAGGGCCAAGGUGUUUCCGGGCAAGCGGCGGGGUUAAGUGGAGAUGCGACUCGUGAGGCUCUCCUUUCCGAUCCCCCUUUGGGACACCCUCUGCCUACCUCUACCCUGGAGCCAGGAAGACCCAAGUCGUGGAGACCGGAUGGGCCCGCUCUCAGUUGACCUGGGCUCUGGGAACUGGUGGACUCUCCCUGGGGGCGUCGGGCUGGGAGUGGGUUCGGUUUGUGUGGCUUCGGCUCUAACAAAGAGAUCCGCUGUAAUCCCCCGAAUCUGUUAUCAAUUUCUCCGCUGCUUGAGCCCCGCCCUACGCGCCCCGCCCGCCGCGAAGCUUGGAAAGUGCACGCGGCCAGCAGCAAUCUGGGCCGCUGACUCGGAAACAUGUCGCAGCGUGUGUGUCUAUGCACGCGUGUGAGUGUGUAAAUGUGCACGAGUGUGAGUGUGUAUGAUGUGUGUGCACGCGGCAUUGGCUGCCCCUGGGGAGAGUUGACUUUGCAGCCUGGGCUGCGCGAGAAGCAGACUUUGCAGCCCACCCCCUCCCCUGGAGGAAAUUUGACACUUAGGUCGGGGGUGGGGAGAUAGCCGGAGCCUUCUCUCUCCUAGCUGGGGAAACCCCAGAUUUCCAUUCUCCAGGAUGCGCCCCCCAGCUUUGCAGCGUUUUGGAGACAACUGGGCCUUGGGUGCGGAGCCCUGCUUAGCAGGCGCUGGGGACCACAUAAGCGUUUCCUCUCUGAGAAGCCCCGAAGCGUCCAGGCCAAAGGGGGCGGCUCACGGAGAAAAACCUUGGCACGCUCCUGAGCCCCAUAGUUUUACCAGGGCUGCCUAGUCCCCUCUGUCCCUUUUACGGCACAGGUUCCAAGCCAGGCUCUUCCACCGCCUUAAAGAGGCUCACCUUUCUUUUCUUUUCUGUGGAAGGGGCUCCUUCAGGGGCUAUGGGCGAUGCAGUGCGGCAGGGUUAGACUUAUGUGUAAGGGGAUUUUAAAAACCCGCUCCUCCCACCCGCACCCGCCACCUACUCGCUCCGCCGCCGCCUACAGGUGGAGAAGUCACCAGUGGGGAGGAACGGCAGCGGAAGCUUCCAAGGCCAACUCCUACCCCUGAAAUUCUUCAGGAAGGGAACCUUCGCCGCUGGGGGCCUCUUUGCCCUGGAAUCGAUGCGCCCAGCUGCGGCUCCGGAGCCAGCGCCUCUGGCCCCGUCUGGACUCAUCCGCAAGGGCUCUGGCCUCGCCCCGCAACCCCACCUUUCGGGACUGACCGAACCAAGUCUGAGUUGGGUUGGAGAGGCUAGACUGGAGGCAGGGUGGCAGAGUUCCAACGACAGGCUCGCAGUGCCGCGAUGGCAAAGUGGCCCACAACCCCAGAUCAGGAACAAGGGAAACUGGAGUCUCUCUGGGCCUCCCAUCUCCUCCCUCCCCGGCAGCUGCCAGCUGUGGGGUGGGAGGGAGAGUGAAAAAUCAGAAUUUGGGAGAAAGCUGUGGGGAGGGCAGGGAAGGGAUCUUCUCCCCAGGCAGCGAGACCCAGACUCCCUUCUUUCCUCUAGGGUUCCAUCCCUUCUCUCAGUCCGUGGAAGAGGCCACAGGCGAUGCAGGCGAGGGUGGCUCUCUUUUCCAGUUUCCUUGGUUGGGAGACCCGACCUCUCUCUCCAUUAUCCCCUAGGGCCCCCACCUCCUUCUCCCCUCCCCAGUCUGGCUGGAGAACGUCCUUAAGGAAAUCCGGGCUGCUCUUCCCCAUCUGGAAGUGGCUUUCCCCAAAUCGGCUCGUAAACUGAUUAUGAAACAUACGAUGUUAAUUCGGAGUUGCAUUUCCCAGCUGGGCACUCUCGCGCGCUGGUCCCCGGGGCCUCGCCCCCCACCCCCUGCCCUUCCCUCCCGCGUCCUGCCCCCAUCCUCCACCCCCCGCGCUGGCCACCCCGCCUCCUCCGCAGUCUCUGGCGGCAGCGCGCUCCACUCGCUUCCGUGCUCCUCUCGCCCAUGGAAUUAAUUCUGGCUCCACUUGUUGCUCGGCCCAGAAGUCCGUUGGAAUAUUAAGCCCAGGAGUUGCUUUGGGGAUGGCUGGAAGUGCAAUGUCUUCCAAAUUCUUCCUAAUGGCUUUGGCCGUGUUUUUCUCCUUCGCCCAGGUUGUAAUUGAAGCCAAUUCUUGGUGGUCGCUAGGUAUGAAUAACCCUGUUCAGAUGUCAGAAGUAUAUAUUAUAGGAGCACAGCCUCUCUGCAGCCAACUGGCAGGACUUUCUCAAGGACAGAAGAAACUGUGCCACUUGUAUCAGGACCACAUGCAAUACAUCGGAGAAGGCGCAAAGACAGGCAUCAAAGAAUGCCAGUAUCAAUUCCGACACCGAAGGUGGAACUGCAGCACUGUGGACAACACCUCUGUUUUUGGCAGGGUGAUGCAGAUAGGCAGCCGCGAGACGGCCUUCACAUACGCGGUGAGCGCAGCAGGGGUGGUGAACGCCAUGAGCCGGGCGUGCCGCGAGGGCGAGCUGUCCACCUGCGGCUGCAGCCGCGCCGCGCGACCCAAGGACCUGCCGCGGGACUGGCUCUGGGGCGGCUGCGGCGACAACAUCGACUAUGGCUACCGCUUUGCCAAGGAGUUCGUGGACGCCCGCGAGCGGGAGCGCAUCCACGCCAAGGGCUCCUACGAGAGUGCUCGCAUCCUCAUGAACCUGCACAACAACGAGGCGGGCCGCAGGACGGUGUACAACCUGGCUGAUGUGGCCUGCAAGUGCCAUGGGGUGUCCGGCUCAUGUAGCCUGAAGACAUGCUGGCUGCAGCUGGCGGACUUCCGCAAGGUGGGUGAUGCCCUGAAGGAGAAGUAUGACAGCGCGGCGGCCAUGCGGCUCAACAGCCGGGGCAAGCUGGUGCAGGUCAACAGCCGCUUCAACUCGCCCACCACACAAGACCUGGUCUACAUUGACCCCAGCCCUGACUACUGCGUGCGCAAUGAGAGCACCGGCUCGCUGGGCACGCAGGGCCGCCUGUGCAACAAGACGUCGGAGGGCAUGGAUGGCUGUGAGCUCAUGUGCUGCGGCCGUGGCUACGACCAGUUCAAGACCGUGCAGACGGAGCGCUGCCACUGCAAGUUCCACUGGUGCUGCUACGUCAAGUGCAAGAAGUGCACAGAGAUCGUGGACCAGUUUGUGUGCAAGUAGUGGGUGCCGCCCAGCACUCAGCCCCGCUCCCAGGACCCGCUUAUUUAUAGAAAGUACAGUGAUUCUGGUUUUUGGUUUUUAGAAAUAUUUUUUAUUUUUCCCCAAGAAUUGCAACCGGAACCAUUUUUUUUCCUGUUACCAUCUAAGAACUCUGUGGUUUAUUAUUAAUAUUAUAAUUAUUAUUUGGCAAUAAUGGGGGUGGGAACCAAGAAAAAUAUUUAUUUUGUGGAUCUUUGAAAAGGUAAUACAAGACUUCUUUUGAUAGUAUAGAAUGAAGGGGAAAUAAUACAUACCCUAACUUAGCUGUGUGGACAUGGUACACAUACAGAAGGUAAAGAAAUACGUUUUCUUUUUCUCAAAUAUGCGAUCAUAUGGGAUGGGUAGGUUCCAGUUGAAGGAGGGUGGUAGAAAUCUAUUCACAAUUCAGCUUCUAUGACCAAAAUGAGUUGUAAAUUCUCUGGUGCAAGAUAAAAGGUCUUGGGAAAAAAAACCCAAAACAAACCUCCCUUCCCCAGCGCGGUUGCUAGCUUGCUUUCUGCAUUUUCAAAAUGAUAAUUUAAAAUGGAAGGACAAGAAUGUCAUAUUCUCAAGAAAAAAGGUAUAUCACAUGUCUCAUUCUCCUCAAAUAUUCCAUUUGCAGACAGACUGUCAUAUUCUAAUAGCUCAUGAAAUUUGGGCAGCAGGGAGGAAAGUCCCCAGAAAUUAAAAAAUUUAAAACUCUUAUAUCAAGAUGUUGAUUUGAAGCUGUUAUAGGAAUUAGGAUUCCAGAUUGUAAAAAGAUCCCCAAAUGAUUGUGGACACUAGAUUUUUUUUUGUUUGGGGAGGUUGGCUUGAAUAUAAAUGAAAAUAUCCUGUCAUUUUCUUAGGGAUACUUGGUUAGUAAAUUAUAAUGAUAAAAAUAAUACAUGAAUCCCCUUCACAGGUUCUCAGCCCAAGCAACAAGGUAAUUGCGUGCCAUUCAGCACUGCACCAGAGCAGACAACCUAUUUGAGGAAAAACAGUGAAAUCCACCUUCCUCUUCACACCGAGCCCUCUCUGAUUCCUCCGUGUUGUGAUGUGAUGCUGGCCACUUUUCCAACGGCAGCUCCACUGGGUCCCCUUUGGUUGUAGGACAGGAAAUGAAACAUUAGGAGCUCUGCUUGGAAAACAGUUCACUACUUAGGGAUUUUUGUUUCCUAAAACUUUUAUUUUGAGGAGCAGUAGUUUUCUAUGUUUUAAUGACAGAACUUGGCUAAUGGAAUUCACAGAGGUGUUGCAGCGUUUCACUGUUAUGAUCCUGUGUUUAGAUUAUCCACUCAAGCUUCUCCUAUUGUACUGCAGGUGUACCUUAAAACUGUUCCCAGUGUACUUGAACAGUUGCAUUUAUAAGGGGGGAAAUGUGGUUUAAUGGUGCCUGAUAUCUCAAAGUCUUUUGUACAUAACAUAUAUAUAUAUACAUAUAUAUAAAUAUAAAUAUAAAUAUAUCUCAUUGCAGCCAGUGAUUUAGAUUUACAGUUUACUCUGGGGUUAUUUCUCUGUCUAGAGCAUUGUUGUCCUUCACUGCAGUCCAGUUGGGAUUAUUCCAAAAGUUUAUCGAGUCUUGAGCUUGGGCUGUGGCCCUGCUGUGAUCAUACCUUGAGCACGACGAAGCAACCUUGUUUCUGAGGAAGCUUGAGUUCUGACUCACUGAAAUGCAUGUUGGGUUGAAGAUAUCUUUUUUCUUUUCUGCCUCACCCCUUUGUCUCCAACCUCCAUUUCUGUUCACUUUGUGGAGAGGGCAUUACUUGUUCAUUAUAGACAUGGACAUUAAUAGAUAUUCAAAACUCAGAAGCAUCAGCAAUGUUUCUCUUUUCUUAGUUCAUUCUGCAGAAUGGAAACCCAUUCUGCAGAAUAGAAAUGACAGUACUUAUUAAUUGAGUCCCUAAGGAAAAUUCAGCCCACUACAUAGAUAGCUAUUUUUUUUUUUAAUAAGGACACUUCUUUCCAAACAGUGCCAUCAAAUAUGUUCUUAUCUCAGACUUACAUUGUUUUAAAAGUUUGGAAAGAUACACAUCUUUCAUACCCCUCUUAGGCAGGUUGGCUUUCAUAUCACCUCAGCCAACUGUGGCUCUUAAUUUAUUGCAUAAUGAUAUUCACAUCCCCUCAGUUGCAGUGUAUUGUGAGCAAAAGAUCUUGAAAGCAAAAAGCACUAAUUAGUUUAAAAUGUCACUUUUUUGGUUUUUAUUAUACAAAAACCAUGAAGUAGUUUUUUUAUUUGCUAAAUCAGAUUGUUCCUUUUUAGUGAUUCAUGUUUAUGAAGAGAGUUGAGUUUAACAAUCCUAGCUUUUAAAAGAAACUAUUUAAUGUAAAAUAUUCUACAUGUCAUUCAGAUAUUAUGUAUAUCUUCUAGCCUUUAUUCUGUACUUUUAAUGUACAUAUUUCUGUCUUGCGUGAUUUGUAUAUUUCACUGGUUUAAAAAACAAGCAUCGAAAGGCUUAUGCCAAAUGGAAGAUAGAAUAUAAAAUAAAACGUUACUUGUAUAUUGGUAAGUGGUUUCAAUUGUCCUUCAGAUAAUUCAUGUGGAGAUUUUUGGAGAAACCAUGACGGAUAGUUUAGGAUGACUACAUGUCAAAAUAAUAGAAGAGUGGUGAAUUUUACCAAAACCAAACUAUUUGGAAGCUUCAAAAGGUUUCUGUAUGUAAUGGAACAAAAGGGGAAUUCUCUUUUCCUAUAUAUGUUCCUCACAAAAAAAAAAAAAAAAGAAAUCAAGCAGAUGGCUUAAAGCUGGUUAUAGGAUUGCUCACAUUCUUUUAGCAUUAUGCAUGUAACUUAAUUGUUUUAGAACGUGUUGCUGUUGUAACAUCCCAGAGAAGAACGAAAAGACACAUGCUUUUAUCCAUGACCAGAUUUUUAGUCCAAAAAAUGUAUUUUUUUGUGUGUUUACCACUGCAACUAUUGCACCUCUCUAUUUGAAUUUACUGUGGACCAUGUGUGGUGUCUCUAUGCCCUUUGAAAGCAGUUUUUAUAAAAAGAAAGCCCGGGUCCGCAGAGAAUGAAAACUGGUUGGAAACUAAAGGUUCACUGUGUUAAGUGCAAUUAAUACAAGUUCUUGUGCUUUUCAAAAAUGUACACGGAAAUCUGGACAGUGCUGCACAGAUUGAUACAUUAGCCUUUGCUUUUUCUCUUUCAGGAUAACCUUGUAACAUAUUGAAACCUUUUAAGGAUGCCAAGAAUGCAUUAUUCCACAAAAAAAAGUAGACCAACAUAUAGAGUGUUUAAAAUAGCAUUUCUGGGCAAAUUCAAACUCUUGUGGUUCUAGGACUCACAUCUGUUUCAGUUUUUCCUCAGUUGUAUAUUGACCAGUGUUCUUUAUUGCAAAAACAUAUACCCGAUUUAGCAGUGUCAGCGUAUUUUUUCUUCUCAUCCUGGAGUGUAUUCAAGAUCUUCCCAAUACAAGAAAAUUAACAAAAAAUUUAUAUAUAGGCAGCAGCAAAAGAGCCAUGUUCAAAAUAGUCAUUAUGGGCUCAAGUAAAAAGAAGACUUUAAAGUUAUAAUCCAGUUUAUCUGUUGAGUUCUGUGAGCUACUGACCUCCUGAGACUGGCACUGUGUAAGUUUUAGUUACCUACCCUAGCUCUUUCCUCAUACAAUUUUGCCAAUACCAAGUCUCAAUUUGUUUUUACAAAACAUUAUUCAAGCCACUAGAAUUAUCAAAUAUGAUGCUAUAGCAGAAUAAGUGCUCUAAAUAAGAGACCGGUACUAGCUAACUCCAAGAGAUCAUUAGCAACAUCAGUCCACAAAGACUUAGUGGCCCACAAUAUAUAUAGAGAUAGAAAAGGUAGUUAUAACUUGAAGCAUAUAUUUAAUGCAAAUAGGCACGAAGGCACAGGUCUAAAAUACUACAUUGUCACUGUAAACUAUACUUUUAAAAUAUUUAUUUUUUUAAAAGUAUUUUGUAGUCUUUUCUCUCUCUGUGGAAUGGUGAAAGAGAGACGCCUUGUUUUGAAAGUAAGAUGAUGAAAUGAAUUUUUAAUUCAAGAAACAUUCAGAAACAUAGGAAUCAAAACUUAGAAAAAUGAUCUAAUUUCCCUGUUCACACAAACUUUAAUCUGAUAAUUGGAUGUUUUAUUUUAGUGAAACAUCAUCUUGUUAGCUAACUUUAAAAAAUGGAUGUAGAAUGAUUAAAGGUUGGUAUGAUUUUUUUUAAAUGUAUCAGUUUGAACCUAAAGAUUGAAUUAAAAUGCUGUCUCAGUAUUUUAAAAGCAAAAAAGGAAUGGAGGAAAAUUGCAUCUUAGACCAUUUUUAUAUGCAGUGUACAAUUUGCUGGGCUAGAAAUGAGAUAAAGAUUUAUUUAUUUUUGUUCAUAUCUUGUACUUUUCUAUUAAAAUCAUUUUAUGAAA